UUCUUCUCUGAACCACAACCCUAACCACCCAAACCACCACCCAACCCCAGCCACCUCCGUCCAACUACAACGCCACCACUAGUGACCACCUUCGCCCACUCUCUCUCUCUCUUCCUUCUUCUCUUUCCUCUCCAUUUCCUCUUUCAUCAUUUCACUUCCUCUCUGGGCAAAACCCUGUCUCCGUGACAGCAACUAGGGCCCACGCCAAGUCUCCUUUCACAACCCUCAGUCCGGUGAGCAGCCACCAACAGCAGCGAACUUCUGUGCCGCUGCAACCUCCGCCUCGCCCCGCUUUCUUCGCCCUUCUUCUUCCUCAGCGCAGGAUGCCUCGCAAAGAAAAGGGGAAAGCCAACCCUUCGGCUCCUCCUCCUACACGUCUAAGCACUCAAUCGGACACUUUCGUCAAUGAAACGGCCCAAGAGCAAUACAAAAAAUUAGAAAACAAAGCCUUUCACUAUGAAAGGAAGCUCAAUGUACCGGAUAAAUAUGCGAAACUCAUUCAUAAUAGACUCAAUUUCUGCCAGUGGAAGUUCAUAGAAUUAGACCCGGUGGAAAUUAAUGAACACCAGGUCAAAGAAUUCUACGGAAAUCUACUGAAGAGAGAGACCACCACUGUUUUUCUGAGACGUGUCACACUAGACACCUCUGACCAUGCUUUAGAGACCCUCUUGCAGAUUCCGCAUAUUUCUCCGGCCAAUGAUGCUUACCCUAAAAUAGUGAAGGACUUGACAUCAGGCAAGCUUUCAUUGGACAUUGUUCUGAAGAAGAUUGGGCUACCAGAGGCCCGAUGGGAAUACAGCAGCAGCGAGAAUACGGUCCCACUAAGCAUUGCGUGCUCCGACCUAACUCUAGAGGCGAGGAUCUGGCAGCAGAUCAUUGCCGACUACAUCUUGCUGAGCACGCAUGCUACUCAUAUUCGCGUUCGUGUGGCCGUGCUUCUUUGGGUAUUCUGGAGGGGAAGAGGAUCUUUGUUCUUCCCCUUAUCAGAGACUCGAUGUGGAAGGUGACCCAACAACAGAAGUACAACAUUCUCUUCCCUUCGAUGAUCACCAGAUUAGCUACUUUGUCUAGGGUGGAGAGACGUCUGACAAAUCGGACAUCUGUCUAUGUCAGCAAACACCCGUACCUGCCAUACGGGGAAUAUGAUGGGCCGCCUCAAAAGAAGAGGAAGACCACAGAGCCGCCAUCAUCAUCAGAGCCCUCAGCACCUACUGCACCGUCCGCACAUACACCUCAACUUCAGACACCUUAUGAGUUGGGUCGGGAGAUUCUUCAGACCCUCCACCGCUAUGAGCGCCACAAUGCGCAUCGUUUUCAGUGGAUUGUGGCAAAGUUUGAGGGUAGAGACCCUGGGCCACCUCCUUCGGAUACACCAGAGCUUGAGGCUGAGAUCAAGGAGGCGGCAGUAGAGGAGCCAGCAGUUGACAGAGCUGAGGAGAGAGCUGAGCAGCCAACAGAGCCAUCUGACCAGGCCGUCCAAGAGCCAGCAGCUGAGACCACCACAGAGCCUACCCGAGCGAUUAUUGUGUAUUAGCGACACCAGCAUCCACCGCCACCAGACGGUGGAGCUUCCCAGAGUUGACCACCCCCGAUUCGAUUCUUUUAGCACGGAGGACUGUGCAACCAUUUAAGUGUGGGGGAGGAUCUUCUAUUUUUGGGUGUAAAAAUUCUUUUCUCAACACUUGUCAUUUAGUUUAUUUUCAGUUUUUAUUUUGCUUUUUGUGGAUAAUUCUAAUAUUUUGUCUUAUACACUACACUUUAG
Arachis ipaensis is the source of this 1762-nucleotide messenger RNA. RefSeq lists its product as uncharacterized. Lineage: Eukaryota; Viridiplantae; Streptophyta; Magnoliopsida; Fabales; Fabaceae. The record is from RefSeq and is a predicted model, not a curated record.